Molecule: messenger RNA, 1085 nt
Organism: Jatropha curcas
Lineage: Eukaryota; Viridiplantae; Streptophyta; Magnoliopsida; Malpighiales; Euphorbiaceae
Product: ribosome-binding factor A family protein
Biological process (GO): ribosome biogenesis; rRNA processing
Molecular function (GO): ribosomal small subunit binding
Source: RefSeq, a predicted model, not a curated record
AUAAUAGUUUUGGAUAUUCUGAAAGGAUCACCAAAAUCUAAAAUUCCCAAAAAUAACAAGAAGCAAUUGCAGCAGCGGUGAAGAGCUAUGCCAUACUCUACGGCAAUGCUCCAAGUUCAACUUCAACUUCUCUACCCACACCAGCCUCUCUUCUCUUCCCAGCGGAAUUCAUCUCCAAUUACCACCGUUCACUCUAAUCUAGUUCCAAUUUGGACUCCGACAUCAAUGGCUACAGUUCACUUCCAAUCAAAGCCGUUAAUUAACUCCAUAACAUGCAUGGCGAGACCAAGAAGAGUGAAAAUGGUGGCGAAGCAGAUUCAGAGAGAGCUCUCCGAUAUGCUUCUAACGGAUAAGGUACUACAGUAUGCUAUUUUGCCGGAGGCUGCUUUGGGUGCUGAUAAAUAUCUGUCUUCUCUUACUACAAUCAGCGACGUUGAAGUUUCUUCUGAUUUACAGGUGGUUAAAGUGUAUGUAUCUGUUUUUGGCGAUGAUAGAGGAAAGGAGGUUGCGAUUGCUGGGUUAAAGUCUAAAGCUAAGUAUGUUAGGAGUCAACUAGGGAGACGUAUGAAGUUGAGGCUUACUCCUGAGAUACGGUUUAUAGAAGAUGAAUCUUUGGAGAGAGGAAGCAGGGUGAUUGCAAUAUUAGAUAAAAUUAAAGCUGAAAAGGAAAAUGGCAUAAGUGAAGAUGAUGAGUUCGAGUCAUCUGAUUCACCUGAAGACAAUAAAGAUUGGGAGGGUGAUGAUCCUGAUGAAGACAUUAUUUAUGUAAAAUAGGCAGUUCCACUAUUGCUUGGCUUAAGAUUUGUCUGACUUUAGGCAUGGCCAUGCUUUUUAUCAGGGAGAGAGGACCAUAAGCAUAUUGUUAACUGGGGAGGAGCAAAGUCUGCCUCUGCCUCUGCCUCUUGGCGAAACUAAAUAGUUGAACCAUGUCAUCUUCUGUGAAAGUUAUCCAUUAAUUUGUAGGUAGGUGACCUUUGGGUCCAGAAUAGUGUGUAAAACAACAAAUCCACUCAAGUGUACCUUCCAUUGGCAAAUCUUUUCUAUUUUUGGCGUUUUGCACGUGUAUUCUUCUAUAUAUCUACAUA